Rhinopithecus roxellana (golden snub-nosed monkey) is the source of this 2129-nucleotide messenger RNA. It is a transcript of the gene HYKK, whose product is annotated as hydroxylysine kinase. The coding region runs from base 298 to 1419 and encodes 373 amino acids. The record is from RefSeq and is a predicted model, not a curated record. The transcript has 5 exons. Gene Ontology annotation, molecular function: amino acid kinase activity. NCBI's taxonomy places the organism in Eukaryota, Metazoa, Chordata, Mammalia, Primates, Cercopithecidae.
GAAGUCGGAUCUCUGAAUUUCUGUUCCAUUCUGUAGCAGCCUCCUAGGCGGGGCCAGGAAAAAAAUCCGGGUCUCCCGGCCUCGCCCCGCCUUCCAAUAGUCUGCGCUGACUGGGCGACGAGGGACCGGGGGAAACCAAUCAGAAGUCAGGACUCGCGGGGCUUGGAGGAGGGGCGCGGGGGCUGCGGCCUCUGCGGACCGUGCUCUACCUCCUGGCUACAGUGCGGGGCCGAGGCCGCAGUACCCGGCUGCUGGAGAGCGAGAUCCACCCCAGGACGUCGGGUCGCUGCGGACAUAAUGUCAAGUGGAAAUGAUCAGCAGUCAGAGGCUCUUAGCAAACCCACUUUCAGUGAGGAACAGGCCUCUGCAUUAGCGGAGUCAGUGUUUGGGUUGAAAGUUGCCAAGGUCCAGCCACUUCCUAGCUAUGAUGACCAAAACUUUCAUGUCUACGCUUCAAAAACCAAAGAUGGCCCAACUGAAUAUGUCCUCAAAAUAAGCAACACCAAGGCUAGCAAAAAUCCAGACCGGAUUGAAGUGCAGAAUGACAUCAUCAUGUUUUUGAAAGCAGCUGGAUUUCCAACAUCCUCUGUGUGUCGCGCUAAAGGAGACAACACAGCUUCUCUCGUGUCUGUAGAUAGUGGCUCUGAAAUCAGAAGCUACUUGGUGAGGCUGCUGACUUAUCUCCCAGGAAGACCCAUAGCUGAGAUUCCCAUCAGCCCCCAGCUGUUGUAUGAAAUCGGAAAGCUAGCUGCCAAAUUGGAUAAGACACUGCAGAAAUUCCAUCACCCAAAGUUAAGUAGUCUUCAUCGGAAGAACUUCAUCUGGAAUCUGAAAAAUGUUCCUCUUCUGGAGAAAUACCUGUAUGUCCUGGGCCAGAAUCGAAACCGAGAGAUUGUCGAGCAUGUCAUUCAUCUGUUCAAGGAGGAAGUAAUGACCAAAUUAAGUCAUUUUCGAGAAUGUAUCAAUCAUGGAGAUCUUAAUGACCAUAAUAUUUUAAUAGAGUCUAGCAAGUCAGCCUCUGGAAAUGCUGAAUAUCAAGUGUCUGGGAUUUUAGACUUUGAUGACAUGAGCUAUGGCUACUAUGUGUUUGAACUGGCAAUUACCAUCAUGUACAUGAUGAUUGAAAGCAAGAAUCCUAUACAAGUAGGAGGCCAUGUCCUUGCAGGGUUUGAAAGCAUCACCCCACUGACAGCUGUAGAGAAGGGUGCUUUGUUUUUACUUGUAUGCAGUCGUUUUUGCCAGUCACUUGUCAUGGCUGCAUACUCUUGCCAGCUAUACCCAGAGAACAAAGACUAUUUCAUGGUUACUGCAAAAACCGGGUGGAAACACUUACAGCAAAUGUUUGACAUGGGUCAGAAAGCUGUAGAAGAAAUCUGGUUUGAAACUGCCAAAUCCUAUGAAUCUGGGAUCUCCAUGUGACUGAGAUCUCCAUGUGACUAAAAGUUCACUUUAAUGUGGAUAAUUAAAAUAGGGUCCAAUCAAAUUUUAGGAAGGAUUUUCCUGUAUAGUUAAAAAUCAAUUGAUGGAAUGGAUCAAUUCUGAAUAUGACAGAGCACAUGAAAUCCCUAGGUCUUCAAGCAAUCUCAUGACAAUUUUUUAAAAUUCACAAAAGUACCACGAGCAAGCAUAUUUUUCUGUGAGUCUCACUUGCCAUGUCUAUAAACACAUAUGAUACCAUUUUGAAUCAGAUAAUCUCACAAGAUCUAUUCCAGCCCUGAGAUUAAUGACUGUUUUCAAUUUUUAAAAUAAUAUAUACAUACAGAUAUAUUGACAUAUUUUAAAUAUCUGGACAUAACAUACUGACCUAGAUAACAUACUAGCAGUUCUAUGAAACCUCCUCUGAUCUGUCCUUUCUUUCAAAUCCCAGUGCACUGUGUCUUUUUCAUGGCCCAUCACUUUGCAUAAUGGAUUAUGGUUGUACAGUCAUCUUGCCUGAGAGCUAUUGAGGGCAGAGACCAUGUAGAACUUAUUUUUGUCUCCUCGUCCCUUCUUAUCACACCUAUUAUAGUGCCUUUCCUACAAAGAGGUCUUUAAAAAUAUUUGAAAAUAAAUGUGUGCCAGAAGAAAGGAUGGAGAAGGCACACACUAAGAUGCUUUAGGAGAAAGCACAGACAGCAUUCUUUUUUUUU